GUAGGUCAGACGGUGACUCGCAAUUGUGAAACUUCACAUGCAGUGGUACUGGUCGACCUCACAGUUUGGAGCCUGGUAACCAUGGUAACCUCAAUGCUGAACAUCAUCAGAAGAGUCUGUUGCCGGCAGGCAUACCAUCACCAACUUAGCCGACUGGCCACUGCCUCUACCCAGACGAGAGGCCUGAUGGCCGGCCCAUCUAUGAGACCUCAGGAGGGUCAGGGUGUUACUCCGAGGAGAGCAGUUUUGUACGUUCCCGGAAGCGAUGAACGCAAACUUGCCAAACUCUCUGGUUUGACGGUGGACUGUGCUGUCAUGGAUUGCGAGGACGGUGUGGCAGCCAAUAGGAAAGACGUUGCAAGAGAAACGAUCAGAAAGACCCUCGGUUCGCUACACCUGCCGACUGUUGGGGAUUUGGCCGUCCGCAUCAACGCUGUCGACAGCGGGCUGGCUGAGGACGACUUGAAGGAGGUGUUGCAGGCGGAGAGGCUGCCCGAUACCCUCAUGAUACCCAAGGUGGAGUCAGUGAGCCACUUACAGUGGCUUGCGGACAAGCUCAGCGCCCACUUCGGCCCCAACCCGCCCUCAUCCCCCUUCAAGCUGGUCAUCUUUGUGGAGAGCGCCCUCGGUCUGCUGAGACUGGCCAACAUAUGUGAGGAAGGUCAAAGGUUAUCACGGACAACUCCAUUCUUCACACUAGAAGGGGUGGUUUUUGGAUCGGAUGACUUUUGCGCUGACAUAGGAGCUACCAGAACACCAGAAGCAACCGAGCUGUUGUACGCUAGACAGAAGGUCGUCACCAUUGCCAAAGCAUACAGACUGCAAGCUAUUGAUCUGGUCCAUAUAGACUACAAAGAUUUGGAUUCCUUAGAAAAGCAGUCAUUGGAAGGAGCUCGCAUGGGAUUCACAGGCAAGCAAGUGAUCCACCCGAAUCAAAUCCCAAUUGUACAGAAAGCGUUCAGUCCCUCCCCUGAGAGAAUGGAAUGGGCCAAAGCCCUCAUUGAAGCCUUUGAAGAGCACCAGCACUCGGGGAAGGGAGCCUUCACUUUUCGGGACAGCAUGAUCGACAUGCCCCUCGUUCUUCAAGCCAGGAAUAUACUGAAGAUGGCCGACGUGACGAAAGACAAACCCCAAUGAUAAAUUUUGUGGGACUGAUGAAGACUCUGUCAGUUUGAACUUUCUCUAAAAAAGUGGCUCCACUUCACGACGCCCUCCAGCUGUCGUUGACUGAGUAGAAAUAAUAACAAU
This is a messenger RNA of Patiria miniata (bat star), 1248 nucleotides long. It is a transcript of the gene clybl, whose product is annotated as citramalyl-CoA lyase, mitochondrial-like. Gene Ontology annotation, molecular function: (S)-citramalyl-CoA lyase activity. Bases 82 to 1137 code for a protein of 351 amino acids. The record is from RefSeq and is a predicted model, not a curated record. Gene Ontology annotation, biological process: regulation of cobalamin catabolic process. NCBI's taxonomy places the organism in Eukaryota, Metazoa, Echinodermata, Asteroidea, Valvatida, Asterinidae. The transcript has 8 exons.